This is a messenger RNA of Penaeus chinensis, 1065 nucleotides long. Its product is annotated as long chain acyl-CoA synthetase 9, chloroplastic-like. Gene Ontology annotation, cellular component: lipid droplet; endoplasmic reticulum; plasma membrane. Gene Ontology annotation, molecular function: palmitoyl-CoA ligase activity. NCBI's taxonomy places the organism in Eukaryota, Metazoa, Arthropoda, Malacostraca, Decapoda, Penaeidae. The transcript is spliced from 2 exons. Bases 1 to 1065 code for a protein of 354 amino acids. Gene Ontology annotation, biological process: long-chain fatty-acyl-CoA metabolic process; neuron differentiation; long-chain fatty acid metabolic process. The record is from RefSeq and is a predicted model, not a curated record.
AUGAACGUUUGCUUCGCUGCCCAUCCGGCCUUACCUCGUUCUGAGGGUCCCCAGGCCGAGGAGGGUACUAGGGCCGACCUUGUCUCCGCGGAGCCAGUGCCCAAGCCAAGCGAGCCAGUGCCCAAGCCAAGCGAGCCAGCGCCCUCGCAGAUCUAUGGCGUCCGACACGAGGAUGGCUACUGGGUGAAGGCCGAUCCUGGCUACCAGAAAGGCAAAUUCCUGGAGGAGGAAUUCCGGGCCGCCAACAUAACUACGUUGGCAGCCAUUGUGGAGAACGCCGCCACCAAACUAGGCAACAAGCCUUGCAUGGGCGUCCGCCAGGGCCUCGCCAAGAUUUGCCCGGGAGUUAGCCGCAGAGUCGCUAUAUUCGCUGAAACGCGUGCCGAGUGGUUCAUGUCGGCCAUGGGUUGCCUACGUCAAGGGCUGACAAUCGUGACUGUGUUCCCUAACCUUUCGGUCGAGGAAAUCGUGGCGUCACUUUGUGAGACUGAAGUUAAUGUGCUCAUAGUGUCGCACGCCACUCUCAAAACCACAGCGGAGGUUAUCAGCAAAUGUUCUGCGAUCAAGCAUGUGAUCGUGUUAGAAGAUCAGCUGGAAGGUGUAGGUAUAGUGCCCGAAGUUCUAAAGAACGUGUCUGUGAUCCCCUUCCAUGAAGUGGUGGCGACCGGAAAAGGCCUGAACGCCUCUUUACGCCAGCCGACUGCCGAAGAUGUGGCCAUCAUCCUGUACACAAGCGGUUCAAUGAGCCUUCCGAAGGGGACAGAGCUAACACACGCUAACGUAAUAGCUACGGUCAUCGGAUAUGCCUAUCAGUCAGAUCUUCGGCCAGACGACCGCUACUUGGCUUUCCUUCCCCUCGCUCACGUGUUAGAAUUCUGUUGCGAAAUUGCACUCGUGAGCCUAAACCUCUUAAUUAUGUACGGGUCGCCAAUGACCUUGACCAACAACAGCCCCAAAGUCAUGCAGGGCACGUUGGGCGACGUACAGGUGGCUAGGCCCACGUACAUAAACGCGGUGCCGCUCAUCCUUGACAGAAUCGUCCGGGGCGUCACUGAGAAGGUCUAA